Cavia porcellus (domestic guinea pig) is the source of this 3286-nucleotide messenger RNA. RefSeq names its product dynein regulatory complex subunit 3 (gene Drc3). The record is from RefSeq and is a predicted model, not a curated record. Gene Ontology annotation, molecular function: protein binding. Lineage: Eukaryota; Metazoa; Chordata; Mammalia; Rodentia; Caviidae. Gene Ontology annotation, cellular component: cilium. The coding region runs from base 179 to 1753 and encodes 524 amino acids. The transcript is spliced from 13 exons.
CGUCAACUUUCACCCAGGAUAUCUAUCUCCAGACUUCCCCUUAGCAACUGAGUGGCGGCACUUGGUUCCCCAGCAACAGAGAGACCUUUUUGCUGCUGAGAAUCAGUCCUGUUCCUAGUACUGAGAAGGGAAAUACAGAUCUGUUCUCUGUGAGGAGGAUACUUGACUUAUAGGUAAGAUGAACCGCAUCUAUAACUCAGUGGAGCCGAGAGUGAUGGAUGACGACAUGCUCAAACUGGCAGUAGGGGAACAGGGUCCCCAGGAGGAGGCCGGGCAGUUGGCCAAGCAGGAAGGCAUCCUCUUCAAAGAUGUCCUGUCUCUGCAGCUCGACUUCCAGAACAUCCUCCGCAUAGACAAUCUCUGGCAGUUCGAGAACCUGAAGAAGCUGCAACUGGACAACAACAUCAUUGAGAGGAUUGAGGGCCUGGAGAACCUCACGCAGCUGGUCUGGCUGGACCUGUCCUUCAACAACAUCAAGGUUAUCGAGGGGCUGGACACCCUGGUGAACCUGGAGGACCUGAGUUUGUUCAACAACCGGAUCUCUAAGAUUGAGUCUCUGGAUGCACUGGUCAAGCUUCAGGUGCUGUCACUGGGAAACAACCAGAUUGACAACAUGGUGAAUAUCAUCUACCUGCGGCAGUUCAAGUGCCUUCGGACACUCAGCCUCUCAGGGAACCCCAUUACCCAGGCAGAGGAUUACAAGAUAUUCAUCUGUGCCUACCUUCCUGACCUUGUGUACCUGGACUUCAGACGCAUCGAUGACCACAUGAAAUAUCUGGCGGAAACGAAGUACCAGUAUACCAUUGAUGAGUUGAAGCACCAAGAGCACGUGAGGCAGACCAAGCUAGAGGAGAAACAGGCUCAGCAAGCCAAACUGGAAGAGCACAAGAUGGCAUUUGUUGAACACCUGAACGGUUCCUUCCUGUUUGACAGCAUGUACACUGAAGAUAUGGAGGGCAACAAACUGUCCUGUCUGCCCAUCGUGGGUGAGCUCCUCGAAGUCUACAGAGACAAGUUUGUCAUCAUCUGCCUGAAUAUUUUUGAGUAUGGCCUGAAACAGCAUGAGAAACGGAAAUUAGAGCUGGAUACCUUCCAUGAGUGUGUCCAGGAGGCUAUCCAGGAAAACCAGGAGCAGGGCAAACUGCAGAUCGCCAGCUUUGAAGAGAAGCACCUGCUGAAUCUAAGUGCCAUUCGAGAAGAAUCUGACCUGCCUAGCAUCGAGAAGAAGAUAGUGGAAUGCAGUGAAAACAUCACAGAGCUGUUCAAUGUGCUCAUGACACUGGAGAUGCAGCUGGUAGAACAGCUGGAGCUGAGAUGGGAUGGACCUCUGUGGGUCAGGAGAUGUCACCCUGCACUGUCCUGGCUUUGCUUAACUCUUUAUUGCACGAUGGCUCAGUGUCGAGACCUGGAGAACCACCACCAUGAGAAACUCUUGGAGAUCUCCAUCAGCACCCUUGAAAAGAUCAUCAAAGGCGAGCUAGACGAGGAACUACCUGAUGAUGUGCGUACACUUUUUGUUGACAAAGACACGAUUGUUAAUGCUGUUGGGGCAUCACAUGACAUCCACCUCCUGAAGAUUGAUAAUAGGGAAGAUGAGCUGGUGACCAGGAUCAACUCUUGGUGUACACAUUUAGUAGACAAGAUUCACAAGGAUGAGAUCAUGAGGAACCGCAAGCGAGUGAAGGAGAUCAAUCAGUACAUCGACCACAUGCAGAGUGAGCUGGACAACCUGGAAUGCGGUGAUAUGGAUUAGGUGCAUGUCAGCCAGAAGGUCCCUUUCCAAAUGUAGUAUGAGCUCCUACUCACUGGCUGCCUCAGGAGAGAAUUACUGGCACGUCCUCAACCCGUGUCUCCCAAAACACCAUUCUUCCCUUAUUCACCCUGGAGAAAGUUCCAAAUGUGAAGUAAAAAAAAAAAAGGAAGAAAAAAAUGAGAAUGUACAUCCAUGUAUGAACAGAAGAAAAGAUGAAGAGAAACAGCAGGUCCCUGGCCAGUCAAAGGGCCGGAACUCAGCUGGAAGUAUCUGUGGCCAAAUAUGGGCAGGGCUGUUCCUUAGUCAUGCCUAGGGCAGGCUGCAGGGCCCAACCCUUCCCUCCUCUGGGUGCUGAGGACCUAUAAGCAGAAGAGGUUGUAACUGGCACUAUGAUGCAGGGGUCUGCCCUCCAAGGCAGAGGUUGUGGCCAACUUUGGCUUACAGCUGGCUGCAGGGACCUGAGUCUGCUCCAGAAGUUAAGGAUGCAGUUUGGGGAUCCCAACUUUGAGAGUAACUCCUCAAGAGUUAGGGGAUUCAAGAAGACAGAGAAUGGGAAGUGUGGAAAAGGUACGUGGUAUGGGGUUAGUGCCCCAUAAGUGGAAUGAUGCCAUCUUAUUACUCAGGUGUGGAGGGCAUGGACCUCAGGAAGCCUUUGCUAGCUAGGUGUGUUGGUGCACACUUGUAAUCUCAGCACUCUGAGCAGAUCCAACCUGGGCAAGUUAGUGAGAUUGUUUCAAACAUUUAAAAAGGGCUACAGACAUAGCUCAGUGUGAAGGCCCUGGGUUCAAUCCCUAGUACUGCCAAAGAACCACUCUCCCACUGCCUUUUCAAUGAGUCUGGCACCAGCAAGCAGCACCUAACUGCCAGGAUAGUGGAGAUGGCCAUGCUGGAAGGAGUCUCAGGUCUCCUGAGUGGAAGAUGAAUAGAAAUGUGCAUGUAUUAGCUUCAAUCACUACAGCAAAUACUUGACAUAUCAACUUGUAAAGGGAAAAAAAAAUCAGCUCACACUUUCAGGGGGUUCAGUCCAUGACCAGGUAUAACCCUGCUGAUUUAGAGACUGGUGAGGUACACAUCAUGAUGAGAGUAUGUAGUGAAGCAGGACGGCACACCUCAUGGCCAGAAAGUUAAAUAGAGCAAGAAGAGGGUACAGUCCUAUAAUCUCCUUUGAGGUUAUAUCCCAAAUCACCUAGAAACCUCCCACACGGCCUUACCUCUUACAAGGUUUCAGUACCUCCCAACAGCACCACUGUGGGGAACAAACAUUUAGAUUCCAGAUCCAAAUUAUAGCAAUACAUUUUAGGUGACCUUGACAGGCCUGCCAGGGCUUUUACAACAGAAAAAAACUCGUAUUUUCUAUUUUCAAGAGUAAUUCAUUUUUUCCUAGAAUAGUAGGAACAAACAAACAAUCAGCUUAGGCCAAGGACUCACUUUCAAAAGAUUGUUUGAUGAAAAACCAGGGAAAAAAGCUGUUCAGGCAGAGGAUAAAGACAGAAAUAGAGUUGUCUGUUGGUGACAUUAUUGUUUCCCCAGCAU